This is a messenger RNA of Erythranthe guttata (spotted monkey flower), 587 nucleotides long. The record is from RefSeq and is a predicted model, not a curated record. Lineage: Eukaryota; Viridiplantae; Streptophyta; Magnoliopsida; Lamiales; Phrymaceae.
UGGUACCAACUUUGCUAGAUAUAAUUAAAAUGCAAUCAAAACUGUUCUUAUGUAUAUAUAUUAUUGAAUAAAUGUCAUAUAUACAGAAUUGCCAUAUAACCUCAAUAGCCACCCCAGUGGCACCGGGCGCCCGGGUGAUAAACGGAGCGGUAACCGCAAACGGGCGGGCCUCCAAGGAAGAGAAUAGCGGGUUCGCGUUCGUCAACUGCACAAUCGGUGGAACCGGAAGGAUUUGGUUGGGCCGGGCUUGGAGGCCUUUCUCCACCGUCGUCUUUUUAAACACCACCAUGUCCGAUAUUAUCGCAUCCGAAGGAUGGAACGAUUUCAACGAUCCUACCCGAGACCAGACAAUAUUUUAUGGAGAGUACAAUUGCACAGGGGAUGGAGCUAAUACGACACUUAGGGCACCUUAUGCACAGAGAUUAAACGACACACAAGCAUCUUUAUUUCUUAAUGUUUCUUUCAUUGAUGCUGAUUUAUGGUUGCAAUCUUACACCUCCCAACUAAUUUAAUUCUUUAUGUAUUGUACAAAUAUUAUAUUUACCUAUACAUAUAUAAAAAAAUACAAAUACUGAACUUUUUUUUAU